Molecule: messenger RNA, 5717 nt
Organism: Nyctereutes procyonoides (raccoon dog)
Lineage: Eukaryota; Metazoa; Chordata; Mammalia; Carnivora; Canidae
Gene: SLX4
Product: SLX4 structure-specific endonuclease subunit
Exons: 14
Coding region: 128-5074 (1648 amino acids)
Biological process (GO): meiotic DNA double-strand break processing; resolution of meiotic recombination intermediates; interstrand cross-link repair
Cellular component (GO): nucleus; Slx1-Slx4 complex
Molecular function (GO): DNA binding; enzyme binding
Source: RefSeq, a predicted model, not a curated record
ACUGGGACCAGGGGCAAAACCCUUCCAGGUCCAAGGGAGAAGAAAACUUGGUCUGGCAGCCAGGCCCCAAGGACUAAAGAGCAAGGGGCCCCCAAGCAGCAGGAGAGUGAACCAGCUCCCCCCAAGAAUGGAGAGGGAAGUGUGCUUGCCUCCACUCCACUCCAGAAGGGUGCACAAACCACCCAGACAGGCUGCUCCGGACAGCAACUCCCAGCCCCCUCCUUCCUGUCUGACAGUGACAGCGCCAAGUCCCUCCAAAGCCCGGACGGCAGAGUUGGUUGUACAGCGAAUGCAGCAGUUCAAGAGGGCAGACCCUGAGCGUUUGCAGCAUGCUUCAGAAAGGUGCUCCCUGGAGGCCACGCUUGAAGAAAACACCCCACGGGGCCCUCCAGAGGAGAUGACAGCAGGGCAUGGGCCGGGCUACAGGCUCCCCGUGCUGGAGAGCACCCUGCAGCAGGGCCUUGGGCCCCACGGAGUGGCCACAGCCACACCAGAGGGCAGCCUGGAGGAGGCGGGGCUGUUCUUCUGCCAGAUCUGCCACAAGAACCUCUCGGCCAUGAAUGUGACGCGAAGGGAGCAGCACGUGAACCGGUGCUUGGAUGAGGCUGAAAAGGCACUGAUACCCUCCAUACCUCGGAUCCCUGAAUGCCCAAUUUGUGGCAAACCCUUUCUCACCCCAAAGAGCAGAAUCAGCCACUUGAAACAGUGUGCAGUGAAGAUGGACGUUGGCCCCCAGCUCCUGCUCCAGGCCGUGCGGCUGCAGACAGCUCAGCCUGACGGGGCCUGUAGCACACAGGCAUCAAGCUUCAGCAAUCACGGAGGUUUGAAGCGGAAGGGAGCCACCAAUAGGAAGGAGCUGCAGAAGAAGCGGAAGGUCAGCGAGCCCGAGGUGCCAUCUGAAGACUUGCUGGUGGCCAUGGCUCUGUCCCGGUCCGAAAUGGAGCAGGAGGCCGUGCCCCCCGUGCUGAGACUGGAAAGCGCUUUCUCCGAGAGGAUAAGACUGGGGGCAGAAAAGAAGAGUCGCAAGAGGAAAGCACCUGCCUGCCCUCCCCUGUUGUUACUCCAAGACCCGGAGACCACAGGGAGGCAGACCGAGGACCGGGUGGCCCAGCUCUUUGCGGAGGAAAUGGAGCUGUCCAGCACACCGCCACUUCCUGCGAGCAGGAUCCUACAGGGGGAGCUGGAAAAGGCUGGCCAGAGUCUGCAGCCGCCCGGAGGGAAGAAGAACUUUCUGUGGGAGGGCAGUGCCCUGACUGGAGCCUGGGCUCUGGAAGCCUUCUACACCACAAGCCUGGUCCCUCCCCUGGUGCCCCAGCGGUCUGCCCCUGCCGAGGGUCUUGCCCAGGACUCCACGCUGCCACCGGUGCUGCUUGACCAGCCAGAGCUGGGUGUGCGAACACCACCUCGCCACAGUGCCCAGCCUGUGGGCUGUGGCCCCCGGAACCCAUCACCCUCUGCCAGCCAGAGAGAGCACCAGGCCCUGCAGGACCUUGUGGACCUGGCAGGAGAGGGGCUGAAUGCCACCCCGUGGCCCUGCAGUGGGGGCUUGGCCAGCUCAGGAGUGGCCACAGGGAUGGAUGUGUCGUCCACUGGCCUUCCACCGACUGGGUUUGUCCUGCCACCUGAGAAGCACCUGGAGGGGGGCGGCCAGGCUUCGCUCACCCUCGGUUUGCUGCUGGCGGACUUCAGGGCCAUGGUCAAUAACCCACACCUGAGCGAUAUCCAGCUUCAGACGGACAGCGGGGAGGUGCUCUAUGCACACAAGUUCGUGCUUUAUGCCCGGUGCCCCCUUCUCAUGCAGUAUGUGAACAGUGAAGGCUUCUUCGCUGUGGAGAAUGGCGAUCUGAGGAGUCAGCGUGUGUUGCUGAGUGACGUGAGCUCCGAGGCCAUCCAUGCGCUCCUGCACUACCUCUAUACCGCGGACCCCGGCGUGCCUCCCCAGCUGGUCCCCGACCUGAGCGCUCUGGCCCACAGGUUUGGUGUUAGUGAGCUUGUUCUUCUGUGCGAACAAGCACCUGACAUGACGGAUUCAGAGGACACACUGUGGAAGGAGAAGGAAGACAAGGAUUGUGAAAGCCGCGCGGAGAACUUCCAAGAACUCUUGAGGUCCAUGUGGACAGGUGAAGAGGAAGAAGCAGAGGCUUUGAUGAAACCUGAGGGUUGUGAAGAAGACAGAGAAAAAGUGAAUGAGGCAGAAAUGGAAGAAAUUUAUGAAUUUGCAGCCACUCAGCGAGAGCUGCUCCGGGGGGAAGGGGCUCCAGAGAUCAAGGAAAAAACUGACCCAUUCGGGGAGGAUGGUCCAGUGUCCGUGCAGAUCUUAGGAAGUGACCAGGUUAGUGGACAGCCAGAAAAUGCAGAACAGAUGGAAUCGUCUGGUCAGGGAAGAGAAGAGGCCCCAGCCAAAAGGAAGAGCGCAAGACAGUCCACGCCCCUGCUGCUCAAGGGCCAGGGCGCGGGAGAGAAAGCAGGCUCCCCGGAGGGAGCGCUAGGUCGUUCCGGCUCCCCUCGCCCUUCUGGAGGCUGCGGGCCAGGGAGAAAGGAAGGUGCUUUCUGGCGCUCAGCUGAUGCUCCUGAGGCCUGGCUGUUUUCAUCAACUCCCAGAAGAUGCCCUGGACCAUCCCAGAUAAUGAGCCAUCUCCAGGAAGACAAUGACACCAUCUCGGGAAAGGGGACGGAGAGCCCCUGUAUCCCCGCUCACCAGCAGGCGCCCCCAUGGCACCCGCCCCUGUCACAGCCCCCUCGGGGCCAGAAUCUCAGGGGUGAGUCAUCCUUGCCAGUGCCCCAGUCACAAGGCAGAGCUUCCAGGACGGCCUCCCAGGACUCACCAUUGAAGCAGAGGAGGGGCAGGAGCCUCCUCACGUUAUUUAAAGAUCCAGGUGUCCAGAAGGGCGAAGAACAUAGUUCCCUGUUGGAAUGCAGAAAUAAAGGGAUUCUGAUCUCCCCAGAAAAAUCUCCUUCCAUUGACCUAACCCAGUCAAAACAUAGCUGUUUGAGCUCCAGAUCUCAAAAUACUCCAUCCAGCAAGAACAAAGAUGAGAUUAUCCUUUUAUUGGAUUCAGAUGAAGAGCUGGAGCUAGAACAAACCAAAAUAAAGUCAGUUUUUAAUGGUCCCUUGGAAGAAAGGAAAGUUCUAGAAGUUAGCCCCAGGCCUUCUGAGCUGUUUUCUGUGAUUGACGUUGAUGCAGAUCAGGAACCUUUCCAAAGUCCAGCUAGAGGAGAGGCUUCACUGCAGUGCGGGGAUGGGAGGCUGUCAGGGAACCGGGGCUCUUUGGGGAGCAGAGGGACCCCUCAGCUGCCGUGUGACCCUGACAGCAGCCCUGAGGGGGACAGCACCACGGAUAUGUCAUGGUUCGUGCCUGCCACCCCACUGGCCAGCAGAAGGCGUGACUCUUCUUCACAGACCCAGAUAACAGGCCUCAGGUCCCGGGCUCCAGUGGAUCAGACGGCUGAGGUCAAGCGCUGGACCCCAUUAGAAAAUAGGGGUGUGCCCAAAGCUGCAAGCCAGUGUUCCGUCAUCACGCCCCCCGUGUCAUCCUCAGGCCUGGUCUCCAUCAGUGCAGGCAGCCCCGACAGCAGGAGCCCUGCCAGGCCCCACCCUGCGCACCCCCAGCGCUGCUCUCCGGCUCCCUGUCCCAUCUCCCAUCUGGCCGAUUUCACUGGGCAGCCCCACAGGUGCUCGCCGCCAGGGCCCAGCCCACCGAGUCAGGCCAUCACAAGUGAAGUCGUGGAGGUGGAGGACAGUGAAGACGAGCAGGAGGCGGCCUCCUGUCAGGCCAACAGCAGCCCCCUGCCGGACAGCGACCCUCCAAUUCCGGUGGACGAGUGUCAUUGGCAUGUGGAGCCCCUGUCACCCAUUCCCAUCGACCGCUUGAACCUUGAGCGGACAGGCCCCCUGAGCACCAGCAGUCCGGGCAGUAAGGCAGGGGAAGCUCCAGACAGCAGUGGCUGCAGCUCCCCGGCCCUCCUGGGCACCCCCCCUGCCCGAGGGAGCUGCACUAGCCAGAGAAAGUCCCGAGAGAGGUCCCCUUGGGCCAGCGUGCCGGCGAGCAGCAGGCCAAGCUUUUUGAACUCAGCUCUGUGGGACGAUUGGGAUGGAGAGGAACAGAAGUCUUCAGAGCUCCUUCCUCCUGCCCAGACACUGAGUGAUGCUGCUGCUGCUCAGAAAUCAGAAGCGUUGGAGAUGCCAAAAGGUGCUCAUCGGAAGAACUUGCCCCCGAAAGUGCCCAUCACCCCAAUGCCAAGAUACUCCAUCAUGGAGACCCCGGUACUGAAGAAAGAACUGGAUAGGUUUGGGGUCCGCCCUCUACCCAAACGCCAGAUGGUCCUAAAAUUGAAGGAGAUAUUCCAGUAUACUCACCAGACUCUGGAGUCAGACUCUGAGAAUGAGAGCCAGUCCUCACAAGUGCUCCCAGAGGCUCCGUGCAGCCAGACCCACGCCAGCAGGACCUCCAGGGCUGCUGGCCGUGCCCAGCUGGGGGCCACUUCUGGGCCUCUUCCCCAAAGGUCCAAGGGGUCCACUAAGACCAAGGGCCCCCGACAUCAAAAGCAGCAGCCUGGUGGAAGCAUCCCUCCGAUGAACCUGUCACAGGCGAAGGAGUCUCCAGAUCCUGAUGGUGAUACCCAGCUCCCUGCGUCCCAGGAAUCAGUGGCCUCCUCCGUGGACAGCAGUGACAGCUCCUUUAGCUCACAAAGUUCUUCCUGUGAGUUUGGAGCGGCCUUUGAGUCUGCAGAGGAUGAGGAAGGUGAAGAGGAGGAGAGUGCAUCCCAGACAGCCGUGCACGCAGCAGCCACGGAGGAGGCCGUGAGGCGCUACAUCCGCUCCAGGCCGACCCUCUACCGCAAGGUCCUGCUGUACCAGCCCUUCGAGCUGUCAGAGCUGCAGGCCGAGCUGAAGCAGCAGGGCAUCAGUGUGGCCACCGGGAAGCUGCUGGACUUCCUGGAUGCCCACUGCAUCACCUUCACCACCGCUGCGGCCCGGAAGGAGAAGCUCGAGAGGAAGAGGCGGCAGUCUGCAGCCAAGAAGAAGGGGGCAGAGCCAACAGGCCGGUCCGCCCCUCCCCACCCCUGGCCUUGAGCAGCCUGUGAGGGUCUGCAGCCCCCCGGCAGCAAGCCAGGCUGCUGUGGGUGUCUCUGAACCUGCGGACCACCUCCACCCGCGGUGAAAGGGGCCAUAGCACCAAGCUAGGGCAGCUGUCCCCAACUCCAUUUCCUGGAAUAGUGUUCGGAGCUUAGCACCUCCGUCAGCACCCACGUUUGUCUCCCUUUAACCCCCACCAAGCCCCUGGGUGCUUGAGAAGGGCUGUGGGCGGCCACCAGGUGGCCAGGUUGUCCUCGUCCUGAGAUGGCUGUCUGAGGCCAGCGGGGCCCUGCCCCGUCCUCCUUCCCACCACUCGGGCCAUAAUCUCAGCCUCCACCAGCACACCAGGUGUCCACCAGCCUCUCACUGCCUCAGGUGCUCUGCUGGCCCAGCCUUCCUGCCCAGACAUCUGUCAUUGUCACCAGCAGUCUCCAAACUGGGCAGAGCAGGAGGGCCCAGCACAGCUCUGAAGGGCCCAGAAUACGCAUGUUGUUUGUUAACCGGCUUUGCUGGUUUGUGGUAAGGCUGUCUCCAGCCUCGGGCGGCGUGGGGCGCGGGACGGCCAGGGAGGAGAAAAAGUUUGUGUCUCUACAUCCUUGUGAAUGUCCCGUCUGUUUUAAAUACAGUGCAGUCCAUUUUA